Molecule: messenger RNA, 435 nt
Organism: Penicillium manginii
Lineage: Eukaryota; Fungi; Ascomycota; Eurotiomycetes; Eurotiales; Aspergillaceae
Exons: 2
Coding region: 1-435 (144 amino acids)
Source: RefSeq, a predicted model, not a curated record
AUGAAGAACCUCAAUCAGUAUCAGCUCAGUGACUCGUCGACACAGAAAACCAAUCUUCUGAGACCCCCCCUUGUUAUCCUUUUCCUCCUGGCACCUAUAUUUGCCUAUUCAAUCGAACCUCGCCAGAUGAACGAGGCGAAUCAAAUGCCUCAAGAUGUGACUCUUCGAUUCUACCAAAGAUCAAAUCCAAAUGGCGGAGAAGACUCAUUCUAUGUCACUUCCGGAGCUGAUUCCAAACGACGUCUAAUCAAAUCUUUGGGUCAAGUCAACCGUAUUGCAUCGCAUGUGCAGCGAACCGCUGGUUGGAAUAAAGAAUGCACCAUUGAGGGGCCAGAUAGAAAUGUCAUCGCGCAUAUCGACAACGCCCAUGACGACAUCCCACUAGGAAUUGGCAAUCCAAUUUCUACCGAUAACCUAGUUGUUACCUGCAAGUAG